Eimeria tenella is the source of this 816-nucleotide messenger RNA. RefSeq lists its product as uncharacterized. The transcript has a single exon. The record is from RefSeq and is a predicted model, not a curated record. Bases 1 to 816 code for a protein of 271 amino acids. NCBI's taxonomy places the organism in Eukaryota, Apicomplexa, Conoidasida, Eucoccidiorida, Eimeriidae.
AUGCGGCUGCUGCAGUCAAUCCUGCUGCUGCUGAUGCUGGUCGUCACCUGGUGCUGCGGGCCAGAUAUUGCUGCUGCUGCGCGAAUCCUACUGCAGCAGCAGCAGCAACAGGGGGCCUCCACGGGCAUCAGUAGUCCAACCGCAGCAGCAAGAGGGAAAUUGGUGCAGCAAGCAUUCCUGCAGCCCCCAGCAGCAGCAGCAGCAGCAACGGCAGGAGCAGCAGCCAGCAGCCGUCUAUCAAAGCGCUGUAGUCACUUCCUUGGACCCUCAUCAGCACGCUUAACAACAGCAGCAACAACAGCAACAGCAGCAACAGCAGCAGCAGCAACUGCUGCUGCUGCUAGUUAUUCUGCUGCAGCAAAGGGCAGUCCAUGGCGGGCCUUUCACCACACGCAGCUAAAUGCAGGAAAGGACUACAGCGCACCAGCAGCAGCAGAAGCUGGGCCUGACGCAGAACCACCAGCCGCAGCGGCAGCAGCAGCAGCUGCAGCAGAAGCAGCAGCAGCAGCAGCAGCAGAAGCAGCAGCGGCAGAAGCAGAAGCAGCAGAAGCAAAAGCAGCAGAAGCCGAAGCUGCGACAGCAGCGGCAGAAACAGAAGUAUUAGAAGCAGCAGCGCCAGAAGCAGCGGCAGCAGAAGCGGCACCAGCAGCCGCAGCAGCACAGGCAGCGGAAGCAGCAGCAGCAGCAGCAGCAGAAAGGGCAGAAGAGGAAUCCAAGACAGCUUUUGUGUUGGACUCCUCUGUGUUCCGAGGCGCCAAUCCUUUUGCUGCUCAGCCUCUAGGGGACCAGGACAUCAUGCGCGGCUACGACAGGUGA